AGGUAAAGCCAAAGGAAAGGCCCUCUUUUUUCUGGCGAUCUGUCUGACUGUGGUGGUGGCAGCGGCGGGCAUGGCGGGGAUAUCGGUCAUAGUGGUUGUCGUCGUCGCUUUCCUCCACAUCCUCGCCUUUGUCCUCGCCAUCGGCGCCGAGAUGCGCCGGAGUACCGGCAAGGUGGUGCCGGACGAGUACGACGAGCGGACGUUCUGCGCGUACGACUCGGACGCGUCCACGGCUUACGGCCUGUCCGCGUUCGGCCUCCUGUUGCUGAGCCAGGCGGUGGUGAGCGCCGCUACCCGAUGCCUCUGCUUCGGUCGGGGCCUCUCCGCCGGUGGCCCAAGGACCUGUGCCAUCGCUUCGUUCGUGGUCUCCUGGAUGGUGACGGACGAUGGCGUUGCUGGCGUCGGUGGUGGCGGUCCCCUCCCCCUCCACCCCCCUCUCGUCCCCGACGUCGAGCAGUCGAGCAAUCGCCACCCUCUGCCUCCUCGACCACUUCCUCGUUGCUACCCCUCUGCCUCCCCCCUCGUCCUCCCCUUCUUCUCCACCCUUGCCCUUGGCGUCGUGCACGUUCGCCACCUUUCCUGCUACCAUCCUGUUCAUAGCUUCGGCCUGAGAAGAUGAAGAAGGUGUCAUCUCUCUCGGAGCUCAGCUUCGCCGAUAAAAAGUCACCUACCCUCCUCUCCAACUUCUUCAUCGACAUGAGCCACCACUUUGUUGUCGACCUCAGCACUCCUCGUGUCCUGCUAAAGUUCUCCACCAACCACCGCUUCGAUGAGUUCUUCGCCUACUUGGACAUCUUAAGCGUUGACUUCCAGAUGAUCAAUGAGCAAGAACUUGAAACACGAGGAGUUGAGGUUGGUCCCCGACCUGAUCACCCUGUUCGGCGAAAGCCUCGACAACUUCCAAACGAUAUACAUCAACACCAUCGGAUUUGACACCACUAGCAACAGCUUCCCCGACGAGUACCUCGCCAGCAGCGACACAAUCUCCUUGAAUAGCACCAAAUUGUGCUACAGCAGGUUCAGUUGCGUCUCCCUCAGAUCUACUGAGUGCCGACCGUGUUGAUGUAGAUGUCCAAGUUUUGCCGUCACCGUGUAGUCCAGAGAUGCUAGGAUCCAUGUGCGUUGGAGAAAGGUCGUGGUGUGUUGUAGGUCCAGCAUCUCCCCCUGCAGCUUGUCGGGUUUGGCAUCCACCAGCACCAGCUCAUUUGCCAGGA
Messenger RNA from Musa acuminata AAA Group (dessert banana), 1214 nucleotides. RefSeq lists its product as uncharacterized. NCBI's taxonomy places the organism in Eukaryota, Viridiplantae, Streptophyta, Magnoliopsida, Zingiberales, Musaceae. The record is from RefSeq and is a predicted model, not a curated record. The coding region runs from base 71 to 619 and encodes 182 amino acids. The transcript has 3 exons.